Messenger RNA from Symbiodinium sp. CCMP2592, 3288 nucleotides. The record is from the annotation of a GenBank genome assembly. Lineage: Eukaryota; Dinophyceae; Suessiales; Symbiodiniaceae.
AUGGCUGGCGGCCACUCACGCACCUACAGGAGUCAAGACGCACGUCUGACGCUCCUAGUCUUGUACACCGCCAACCAGCCAUCAGCAUGGCCUGAAUGCAUGAAAGUCAUCACGGAAGUCCUGUUGGCACUUCAGCCCGGACAGUCCGUGUUGUAUGGAUUCGCUAACUCCCCCACAGGCGGCUGCGCGCUUUCAAAGGCCGCGCGCCAAACUCCGCAAGUGCUCCAUGCACUAGAUUUCCUCUUCAACAAUUGUUGGCGGCUCCCCGAGACCAUCGGAGCCCGUCUGGCUCAUGGCGCAAGAAGUCUAAGUGCCGUCACCUUGGCAUCACACUCCACUUUGAUUUGGUGGCAAGCAAAUGUAGACCAGGACGUCUGGUUCAGCAGUUUGCAAGGCACUAAGGUUAACUUACUAGACCUAUUGGGCGAUAGCUAUAGCUCUAGCUUAGUGGUUCAAGCCUUACACUCUGCCGAUCAAGACGUUACUCUUGCCGAUGCUUGUGACGAGGCUGCCGACCUCAAUCACGAACCCUCCUCGGAAAAUGCCUUGCCUUCCAGUGACACCGAGCCGCUUUCAAUCCAUACACCACAAGGGCCUCUGUCAGCCAUCUCUGAAGGCUCCGAGCAGGAAGACGAGGCUCACGCCUUCCUGACGUCCUGUCCUUCUGAUGAACCGGCUCUUGUAGAGGCACUUCGUGUGAUGUUCGCACUGUCUGAGUCUGAAAGCCUGGAGGCCUCAAAAGAGGCCGCUGUGGACACUCACGUGCCCUACUUCGAUCCGGUUGAUCCAGUCACCACCACUAUACCCGACCCCUACCAGCACUACCGUUCAGCCCACGUUGACGCAGCCCUCUACGGAUCCCUUGACUACCACGACCCUGCAGGGAACAAGUGCGUAGAGCUGUGGUUCACUAGGGACAUGGCCAAGGUAGUUGGGGACGAUAGUGGUUUAGGCCCCGACGAAACAUAUGCCUUAAGAGUUUACGCCACAGGCUACCGCCAGGCUGUGAUCCAGCGGGAAACUGACUUGUUGACCCCGCAAGACAUGCUGAAACACCAGCCUCUGGUGGCAGCAGCUGCUUUAGAGGAGCUGCAAACCUGGCAUAAGUAUAAAUGUUUUAAACGGGUGCCUCGUGCCACAGCUAAGAACAUCAUGGACAGUAAGUUUGUGGCCAAAUGGAAAAUGGUCAAGGAUACGCAAGGCAAAGAGAAAAGGGUCGUGCGCAUGAGACUUGCGCUGCGCGGAUUCAAAGACAUGCGCGAAGGCCUAGAAAAUUUUGCAGCGACAGGCUCCAGGCAAUCGCAACGACUGCUUAGCUCCGAAGUGGCCUGCCAUCCGGGCUGGAAACUAGUAGCGGUGGACGUUGCCAAGGCUUUUCUCCAGGGAAUGACCUACCAGGAGAUGAGCGAGCUUACGGGAGAAGAUGAGCACGAAGUGCAUUUCGACUUACCGGCUCGCGAAGCCGAAUACCUCAAGCAGGUGCCAGGCUUUGAGGGUUUUGAUCCUCGUAAGGAAACUUUAAAGUGCUUAAAGCCCGGCACCGGGUGCCGUGAUGCACCCCGUGCUUUUGCCUUGAAGCUUGCCCAGUUUACGCGGUCCGAAACUAUCGGUCUUCGGCCUUCUCUCUACGAUUCCGAACUGGAAUUGAAACAUGUUGGCAGUCGUCUGGUGCUCCUCUUGGUGAAGCACGUCGACGACUUGAAGAUCGCUGGGGAACCCCGCGAGGUCGAUGCCCUGGUGGCACAUCUCGAAUCCGGGUUCGGAAAGCUCGCCUAUCAAGAGAAUACCUUCACUGUGUGUGGCCUGACACAUGUCAGGCACAGCGAUGGCAGUAUCGAAAUGAAUCAGGAUUCUUACAUAGCAGCCAUGCGACCCAUUCAGCACCCUGAGUUGACGGGAAGAGCCAGUAGUGAGCAGUGCACUCCAGUUGUGCACGGCCUGUUCCAGAGUCUCUUGGGUGCAGUAGCGUACAGUCUACUUUCGCAGGCUUGGGCUGCUGUGUUCGUGGUGGCCCUUCAACGACACGCUGCAGCACCGACAAACCUCCAUGUGAGGCGCUUAAAUCUUCUGCUGGCAGCCCUGCAGAAGCAAAAGGCCAAGCUGCUCUUUCCUGUCAUGACCUGCGCACGCCGUAUAGUCGUAUUCUCAGAUGCUUCUUUCAGCAAGGAGAGUGAUCAAAAGGGAUACGGCAUGCGUGGAGCUGUGUUCUUGCGAAUGGGCUCCCACAAAGGACAGGAGCGCUGUCACUUCUUGGAGGCUCAUUCCCAAAGCCUCAAGUUGGUCACCAGAAGCACCUUCGCUGCCGAGACUUUGGCCGCUGUAGGAGCAGUGGACUCUCUUGCAGCUUUGUUGGUGACUCUCCAGGAAGUGUCGUGCGGCACACUGUCCACUGAGGACGUCUUGGCCCGGUGUCGUCAGCUCGUGGCCCCUGCAACCCUGCCCAAGGAUUUGGUGUGGCGCGCAUGCGCGGCUCACAAUGAGCGGAACUUCCUCAUUGUGCGGCCGCCGACAGAGAGUGCAGAAUCUGGCGAGCUUUUGGUGGUGCACGAAAGCGGGCGUGCUGGGAGCCGCGCGCAGCAGCAAGUGCCCUACAAGGAUGGCUUGACUGACAAGCUCUUCGCAGUGGACCACGAGCGGCAAGAGUGCACCCGAAUGUGGAGUCAGCAGAAAUCGGAUGACCUGAUGGCCCAGAUGGACAACAUCGACGAAGAGAUCGCCGAGCCGUUCAAGGAAGCGCUCAAAUCAGAACUGCGCAAGUACGUCGACAGCCGCUACGCAGAUCAGGGAGGUAUGAGCACAGGUGCUGCUUCCUACACACUUUAUAGCAGCAAAGGCCAGGAAGUGGGGGGCGACAUUGAGCUCACGAUGAUCGUCGCUGCCCGCCGGGCCAGACCUCGCGGAUUAUGGUCCGGCACGUGGACCUCCCAGUGGCGGACGCUUUUCGAGCCGGGACAGGCCGAGCCUGUCAAGAUGGUGGGUAUUCUGGAGUUCAUCAGCCACUAUGCCGAGGAUGGAAACGUGCACUUCCGCCGGCGAGCAGAGUCUCGGAGCUCAGUCAAGGAGACAACGGACCCGAUAAAGUUCGCCCUGGAGGUGGUGAAGGCCAUCCGAAAGGAGGAGGACAGCUUCCAAGCCUCCACGGAGGACCAAGUCGACUCACUUUGUGACGGUACGCUGCGCGCUCUGCGGCGGACGCUGCCUGUGUCGAAGGAGCGCUUCGACUGGCGCCCGAGUCGCCAUGCCUUAGUCAGAGACCUGAAGGCAGCUGGCAAAGACGGCGGAAGCUGA